This is a messenger RNA of Coccomyxa subellipsoidea C-169, 758 nucleotides long. RefSeq names its product acid phosphatase/Vanadium-dependent haloperoxidase. The transcript is spliced from 3 exons. The record is from RefSeq and is a predicted model, not a curated record. Lineage: Eukaryota; Viridiplantae; Chlorophyta; Trebouxiophyceae; Coccomyxaceae. Gene Ontology annotation, molecular function: sphingosine-1-phosphate phosphatase activity. Bases 197 to 583 code for a protein of 128 amino acids.
CCGGAAUGUGGGCUCAAAAAUUCCCAGAUAUGUUUUCAAAGCAUUAGAGCACACUGGCAGCGGUCUUCUGUGGCUGCCACUAGCGCCUGUGGUAUUCCUUGCCCCAUCAGCAUCCCCCCUUGUGCGCACAUGCGCUGCAAACUUGCUGGUGGGGCUUCUGGUGGACAUCGCCAUUGUAGGCACCCUCAAGGGCCUGAUGCAACGGGCUAGGCCAGUCUACAAUAACGCUGGUGACUUCCUCCUCGUUGUGGCAGUUGACAGCUUCUCCUUCCCUAGUGGACAUGCAGCCAGGGCAAUGUUUCUGGCACUGUACGCGCUGGUGUGGCUGCAGCAAGGCAGCCAGAUGGCCUGGGCUGUGCCCAUCAUUGUCUGGGGCCUGGCGACAGCAUUCUCUCGCUGCCUCAUGGGUCGCCAUUUCCUUGGAGAUGUCCUGGCUGGCCUGCUGGUGGGAGUCCUCACCACUGCAGUCGUGACACAGGGCACAUUCGCGCUUGGAGGCCUGUGGAUCCCAGCGGCACAAGCGAGCGCUUUGCAUGCGCAUAUCAUGGAUCAAAUCCAUGCACUCAUGCCUCAACGUCUGUGAUUCAGGGAGAGAGAAUGACAUUGCAGGACAAGUAUUAUCUCAUCCAUGCCAUGGUUGAGCCCAGUGCUGAACAUAGAAUUUUCAAGGAUCCUGACUUCUGAAUUGCCAGUAGUAGUGGAUUCAGUGAGGUAAUCGCGGAUUUGUAAAGUCAGCACCAAACCCUGGUGCUCCUUGU